GGGCUCAGGCACAGAGAAGGUGCUGUGGGAACACAGUGUGGAACAGCAGGCCAGGCCUGUGACUCUCUUCACACAUGGCUCUCCCCAGUGCUCUCUCUCCUACCUGGGGCCCCUGGCGUCAGGAGAACUCCCAGGAUAUGUGGCAGAUGCUGCACCACUCCGGGAUCAAGCUGACGUUGGCGUAUGUACAGGACCUCUUGCCUGGCUCAGUCCUGAAGCACCAGGCCACCCCUUUUCUCAUCCAGGUGGAUCUUUUCCAGGCCACUGAGUUGGAGACAGAGGCUCCUGCCCCAGCUCCAGCACUUCUGCCAGCGGCAGAGGCAGAAAAGGGGCCACCUCUGGAGCUGGACGGAAGUCCAGUUCUAUUUCUGCCAUCACUCCUAGCGCUGGAGCCAUCAGCUGCUCCAGACCCGGAGCGAGUGCCAUCAGCAGCCCCAGCCCAAGUGGCAGGUCCUGAACUGGACUCAACGGGACCUAGGGGUAUGCUGGGAUUUCCACCUCAGACUCCAGUAACAGACGCAGAAUCAGCUCCAGUUCCAGAGGCUUCCCACCCCUGGCGAGUGACCAGGAAGGAGCAGCCCGAUGGAAAGCCUAGCCUCAUGGCCUUCUCCCCAAGGGAGGUGGCAGAACAGCUGACGGUCAUUGACGCGGAAUUGUUCAAGAACGUCGUGCCCUCUGAGUAUCUGGGCUUCACCUGGGGCAAAAGAAACCAGCCUGGACAUGAGAACGUGGCACCCACCGUCCGGGCCACCGUGGUGCAGUUCAACAGAGUAGCAAAUUGUGUCAUGACGUCCUGCCUUGGGGACCCAAACAUGACGGCCCAGGGCAGGGCCAAGGUCCUGGAGCGGUGGAUCGAGGUGGCCAGGGAGUGCCAAGCCUUGAGGAACUUUUCCUCCUUGUACGCCAUCGUCUCGGCUCUGCAGAGCAUGCCCAUAUACAGACUGAACAAGACCUGGGGGAAAGUGUCCAGGAAGAGCUGCCGAAAAUUUAAAAAGCUCUGUGAUGAGGACAACACCCUGAGCUGGGAGCUGCUCAUCAAGAAGCAGCCGUCCAAGUUUGCCACCCUGCUGAGGACCCUCCAGAGAGGCCGGAAGAGGCAGCAGCAGAAGGGCAAUGAGAUCAACCACGAGAAAAAGAAAAAGGUGAGCAGCUGUGGCCUUCCAUGUCAGGGAGGAGAGGGGAGUGGAAACCAGAGACACCCCUAGGCAGAACUCUCCUGGGCUCCACCCCCUGCAUCUUACAUUUAUGGAGAGAGUUGGAUGACAGAGAAUUAGGAGACCCAUCCAGUGGGGGCGGGGUGGGGGCAGUGGUGGGCAUCAAGCGAAACUUCCUGCAGGAGGGGCUUAUACCCAUCUCUGAGUACAGGUAGGACCUGCAUGGAAUUGGAGGGAAGGAGGGUCCCAUGUGAGCAAGGACCCAGGACCAGCCCCUGCCCCACUCCUCACCCCCUGAAGACCCUGCAGCGUCCCCAGCAGGCUCUGUCUGCAUCCUCUCCUCCCUCUGGUCCCAGGAACACAAAGUGAUGAUGGAGAUUGUGCAGCUCCAGGAGGCUGCAGAGAAUUACAACCUAGAGCCCCAGGAGCGAUUCAGGGCCUGGUUCUGGGACAUGGAGCAGCUCAGUGAGGAAGAGAGCUUCAGCCUGUCCUGCCAGCUGGAGCCCCGAUCCUAGUUGGCCAGCAAAUCUCUCCAGGCCCAGAGA
Equus quagga is the source of this 1699-nucleotide messenger RNA. RefSeq names its product ral guanine nucleotide dissociation stimulator-like. Gene Ontology annotation, molecular function: guanyl-nucleotide exchange factor activity. Gene Ontology annotation, cellular component: plasma membrane. Gene Ontology annotation, biological process: positive regulation of GTPase activity; Ras protein signal transduction. The record is from RefSeq and is a predicted model, not a curated record. The coding region runs from base 75 to 1205 and encodes 376 amino acids. Lineage: Eukaryota; Metazoa; Chordata; Mammalia; Perissodactyla; Equidae. The transcript is spliced from 8 exons.